AUGCAGGGUCACUUGGUCAGAGGGAUUACUCAGGCUCAGGAGUAUACAGUGUCCCUAACCCCAACAUCAGCCAUGCUAAAUGAGGGAGAGAAUCUGAAGGCCAUGUGUAACAUACCUGGGCUGUCUGCCCUUGACAUUUUCAGUAAACUCAAGGUCAGGUGGUACCACAAUGGCCGUCAGCUGACCAGUCUCUGUGAAUUCGAGGAGCCCUCUAUGGAAUACAAGUAUGCCUGCAGUGUGUUCUCUCCUCAGGCAAACAACAUCAGCUUAGAAUUAACCUUAGUGGAUGUACAAAAAGCAGAUGCCGGGAACUUGACUUGUGAAGUUUUAAAACAGGUGAAGGAAGGAUGGAAAUGGGUCAGGGAUGACUCUGUAGCCAAAAAGUCUGUAUCCAUUAAAAUCAGAGAACCGAUCACUUCAAUGACUUUCAAGUUUGACCA
Messenger RNA from Saccostrea cuccullata (small rock oyster), 440 nucleotides. RefSeq lists its product as uncharacterized. The annotation marks the transcript as partial. Lineage: Eukaryota; Metazoa; Mollusca; Bivalvia; Ostreida; Ostreidae. The record is from RefSeq and is a predicted model, not a curated record. The transcript is spliced from 4 exons.